This is a messenger RNA of Armigeres subalbatus, 2155 nucleotides long. RefSeq lists its product as uncharacterized. The transcript has 2 exons. The record is from RefSeq and is a predicted model, not a curated record. Gene Ontology annotation, molecular function: zinc ion binding; nucleic acid binding. Bases 347 to 2155 code for a protein of 602 amino acids. Lineage: Eukaryota; Metazoa; Arthropoda; Insecta; Diptera; Culicidae.
GGUACCAGAAGCAGUUAUUUUUAUAUACAAGGUCUAUUUUGGACAGGCCUCAGGUGAGUACCUGUCCAAUUGACUCACUUUUGGUUGGAGGUACUUCCUGGUUCCGUUUGGUUAUUUAUUUCUCGGUGUUUCGGAUUUUUUGAGAGCUAAGCUAGCACAGCAAGCGUGGAAUUUUUGGAUAAGACAAGGAGCUGCUUUAUUAUUAAAUACAAGGUCUAACUUGGACAGGCCUCAGGUGAGUGGCUGUCCAAAUCAUCCCACUUUGGUUAGCGGUACUUCCUGGAUCCUUGUGGUUUUUCUCUUUCUUGGUGUUUCGGAGAUCCGGGUUCCUGAGCUGGUUAUCAACAUGACUGAACGUUUGAUGAAGGAGAAAAUUAAGAAACGGGAGCGCAUGUUUGUAUCACUCAAAAGGCAUGAACAAUUUCUUGAAAAGUAUAAUCAUGAAAAUCAGAGUGGGCAGGUUCAGAGUCGGCUGGACAAAUUGGACGAGAAAAUGGCUGCGUUUGAACAACUUCAGGAAGAAAUUGCUGACAUGGACGAAGAUGAGCAGAACGAGGAGGAGAUCAACAAAGCUUCAACAAAGUUUGAGAAUCAGUACUACGAGCUACGAGCAGCGCUAUUGAUGAAAAUCACUCCGCCUGUAGCAACUCCACCUCCGCUGGAUACGACGCGGAACAUCGCAGGUGGUUUUCAUUCAGGAGUUCGAUUACCUCAAAUCUCAUUGCCAGAUUUUGACGGUGAUUAUCGAGGUUGGCUGACCUUCAAAUCGACUUACGAAUCUCUAAUUCACGAGUCUGCGGAGCUUAGCGACGUUCAAAAAUUUCAUUAUUUGAAGUCGGCGCUCAAAGGUGAAGCGGCGAAAUUGAUCGAAUCGUUGACGAUCACCAGCGGAAACUAUGUGAUAGCGUGGGAAACAAUCACAAAACGUUACUCCAACGAAUAUCUCCUGAAGAAACGACAUUUGCAAGCCCUAAUGGAGUACCCAAAAAUUGAAAAGGAAUCAUCGACUGCAAUUCACGGUUUGGUGGACGAGUUUGAGCAACGCUUGAAAAUUCUCAAACAGCUAGGAGAGAAGACGGACACCUGGGGAGCGAUGAUCGUGCACUGGAUGUGUUCGAAGCUGAAUGGCCAAUCGCUGCAACUGUGGGAGGAUCAUGCUGCGUCGCUGGAAGAACCAAGUUUUACGGAUUUGGUGAAAUUUCUGGAGAAAAGAACGCGUGUAUUGGAAGCUGUAUCGUCGAAUGCAUUAGAGCCAAACAGAUCAACUCAAAAAUCGACAGGAAAGGUCUUCAAACAGAUGGUUCAUGCUGCUACAGGAAAUGAACGAGAACGGAUGUCUUCAUCGGUGGCUUGCCCAUGCUGCGGGGAAAAUCACUACAUGGCUCGUUGUGCGAAGUUCAUUAAGCUGGGUCUUAAAGAGAAAUUGGAGUUGGUGAAUAACAAACGUUUAUGUAGCAAUUGUUUUCGGACUGGACAUUGGGUGCGGGAAUGCAAGUCUACUUUCAACUGUCGCACAUGUGGAAGGAAACAUCAUUCGCUGAUUCACCCUGGAUUUCCUCCAGGUAACAGUAAUGCUGGGAUCAUUGGGAUGGCUGGGACAUCUACUAGGACAACCGAGCAUCAAGGAACAACAACAAACGUCGUAAUUAACGAACAACCAUCGGAGAAUUGCGAGGUGGCGCAAGAUGAGCCAGUUGGGACGUAUAAUGUAGGAAGAUCAGGAGCAACUUCUACUGUCUUCUUGUCAACUGUAGUACUGGUGAUUCGGGAUCAAAGCGGAAACAAGCAAUUAGCUAGGGCCUUACUCGACAAUGGGUCACAAGCGAAUUUAAUGAGCGAGCGAAUGUGUCAAAUUUUGAAGCUGAAGCGACGUUCAGUGAAUGUUCCAGUUUGCGGAAUUGGUGAGUCUGAAACAAGGGCGAAACAUGCAGUUAGCACCAUCAUCAGUUCUAGAGUGGCAGAAUUUUCGGUGGGUGUGGAUUUCUUAAUACUACAACGGGUCACUUCUAAUCUGCCUGCUGCAACUGUAUCAACAUCACAAUGGAAGAUUCCAGAGCAUUUACCCUUGGCUGAUCCAAAUUUCAACGAUGCAAGUCGGAUCGAUCUUUUGAUCGGAGCGGAACAUUUUAUCAAUUUUUCUAUGAACGUGAAAUGA